CGUGUACCAAAAUAGUGAUUCUUGCCACUCCUACAAAUGGCGGCCAGUGCUCAGAAUGAAGCAGAGAAAAGGCUCCUUUACUUGUGCAGCAAAGAAAAUAAAGAGGUGGCUAAUGUAUUGACUGAUGUGAGAGAGAUACUGGAUGAUCCUUCAGUUAGAGUGGAUGCCACAGAUAAGGAUGGUAUGACUGGUCUGAUGCAUGCUGCUUUUGGUGGCAAUGUCGAAUUAUGUAAAUUAUUAAUAGAGAAAGGAGCUGAUGUUAAUAGCAACCUACACUCACAAGGAUACACUGCUCUCAUGUUCGCUACAAUAUCAGGUAGUGCCCCAGUAGUUCAGUUACUGCUAGAGAAAGGAGCUAGUGUCACUGCUACUAACAAUGUCAAUAGAACUGCUGCUCAGAUGGGAGGAUUCGUAGGUUAA
Amphimedon queenslandica is the source of this 420-nucleotide messenger RNA. RefSeq names its product ankyrin repeat and MYND domain-containing protein 2-like. Gene Ontology annotation, molecular function: protein binding. The record is from RefSeq and is a predicted model, not a curated record. The transcript is spliced from 4 exons. Lineage: Eukaryota; Metazoa; Porifera; Demospongiae; Haplosclerida; Niphatidae. The coding region runs from base 37 to 420 and encodes 127 amino acids.